Rotaria socialis is the source of this 864-nucleotide messenger RNA. NCBI's taxonomy places the organism in Eukaryota, Metazoa, Rotifera, Eurotatoria, Philodinida, Philodinidae. The record is from the annotation of a GenBank genome assembly.
AUGAAUAUUAACCAACGGUACCAUGAAAUUGACAAACGUUAUCGAGAUAUCGAAUAUACGAAUAAUGAAUUAAAACAAUUGAAUACUCAACUUGAAAAAGAUUUAUUGAGUGUUGGCGGUGUCAGCGAAUUGUUUCGACGAGGGCCAGAGGGACAAACAAGUGAUAGUAGUGUUAACGAAACUGGAAUAAUUAAGGAUGUAUUAAAUCAAUCAUCUGCACCGUCAACAUCAUUCAAUGAUUCGUUAACGAAUACUUCAACACGCGAUUCGCCAUCAGACGAAGCGUUAACAGCAAUUGUUAUCAGCCAACGAGAGCGAUUUCGUAUUCGAAAUAUUGAAUUAGAAAAUGACAAUGUUUCAUUAAAACAACAAAUUGGUAUAUUUCAAAAUGAAAUGGAUAAACUUCGAUCAGAUAAUAUUAAAUUAUAUGAAAAAAUAAAGUUUAUUCAAUCGUAUCCUACAACACGAGCAGCCGAUGAAUCUAUUGAUCGUUAUUCACGUGGUUAUGAUGCUUCUUUGGAUCCGUUUACAAAUUUUACUAAACAAGAAAAACAAAAGAAAUAUGAAUCGCUUAAAUUACAUGAAAAAUUCGCGUUAAAUUUCGGCCGUUUUAUUUUAUCAUCACAUAAGAGUCGAACAUUUUUUGUUAUUUAUUUUAUUCUCGUACAUAUUCUUAUCUUUCUUUCGCUCUACAAAAUGGUUCAUACUGGUUCAUCAGUACGCGACAUGUCGCAAAUAUGUUUUGACAAAUUUCGAGAGCAUAUGGCAGGUGUCCAUGGCGAUAAAGACUUUCAUCUUGAACAUGCACAUGCAGGGGCAGGGGCAGGUGUGGGGCUUGCACCGGCACCCCAUAUUCAUCGGUAG